CCGGGUUGUACACCACUCCCAAUCGUGUGAAGAAUUCUCACGCAGAACAGUGUAAGAUUAUAAAACAUGGCAGAUAUCAGCAACCUCGUUUCCCAGCUCACGACGCUGAGUUCCAGCAUCCAGGCAGAGUCGGCCAAGGCGUCGGGCAAGAUCGACGGAGCCGCAGCCCAAAAACUUAAUAACGUCAUCCAGUUAUUGCAGAGUGUUGCCAGAGGGGGCAGCGGAGAAACUCCAGCUUUUGUGAGUGCCUUUGAUGAGUUCGUCUCUGAACAUGUCGGCAAGUACCUCACUCUGUCCAAUGCUAUCGGUGGUGAUGUCGCUAGUCAUGCCGCACUUGUGAAGGAUUGUUACGCUGCGAUGCGAGACAUCUUAGUGAAAGCUGCAGGAAUGAAGAGACCUGGUCCGAAGGAGAUCACAGGCUUCUUUACGCCUCUAAACGUGAAGGUUGAGGCGGUCAUAGAGUUUGCUGACAAGAGGAGAGCAGACAAGAACUUCAUCAAUCAUUUCAUGACAGUGAAGGAGGGUAUCGGCUGCAUCGGUUGGGUCACAGUGGAGCCCAAACCAGGGAAAUACGUGAAGGAGAUGUACGAUCAGGGACUAUUCUACGGCAACCGUGUCAUCAAGGACUACAAGGGAAAAGAUGACAAGCAAGUGGAAUGGAUGAGAGCUUUUAUGUUGACCAUCAAGAAGCUGGAAGAGUACAUCACAGACAACUGCCUGACGGGCAUCCUCUGGAAUGUCGAAGGAGGUGCUGGAGCUGCAUCAGUUGCCCAAACCAGUACUGGUGAUAGCUCGGAAGCAUUGGCAGCCUUUGAUGCCUUCGUGUCCGGUGAGCUCAGCAAAUACUUGAACCUCUCUAAGGAACUGGGCGGUCAAGUCGCUGAACAUGCUAAACUGGUUGAGGAAGCUUAUGCAGUGGAGCGUAAAAUCUUGGAAGAGGCUGUGGUCAGCAAACAACCCGCACCGGAUUUAUUAGCUAAGGUUUGCAAGCCGUUGUCGGAGAAGGUCGACGCUGUCAUCCAGUAUUGCGAGAAGAACAGAGCGAGUAAAGUCUUCAAUCACCUCAUGACGGUCAAGGAGGGUAUUGGAUGUGUCGGAUGGGUCUCAGUGGCACCGAAGCCUUGUAACUACCUGAAGGAAUGCUAUGAUCAGAGUCUGUUCUAUGGAAACCGUGUGCUGAAGGAUUUCAAGGGAAAGGAUGACAAACAGGUUGAGUGGAUGAGAGCCUACACAAAUUCCAUCAACAAAUUGAAGGACUUCGUAGCUGCCUAUCACCUUACAGGCCUCACCUGGAACCCACAGGGCAAGGUUGCUACAGCGGCCCAAGGAGCUGGAGCCCCGCCACCCCCACCCCCAGGUGGAGCCCCUCCUCCCCCUCCACCACCCCCUGCAGUGGAAGCACCAGCUGCAUCAGCUGGUGGCAGCGGCGGUGGUAAGACAGCUGCUGCAGCACUCUUUGCUGAGAUCAACCAAGGCGCUGAUAUUACUUCAGGUUUGAAGAAGGUGACAAAGGACAUGCAGACUCACAAGAACCCUGCGCUUCGCCAGGCGGCUAAGCCGUUCAGCAGCUCAGAGAAACCCGCAGUCAAAUCAGUCUCCGCCCCAAAAGCUGCUGUCAAAGCAGUGGUUAAGCCGCCAAGAAUGGAGUUGGUCGGCUUCAAGAAAUGGGAAGUGGAGUUCUACAAAAAUGACAAGGACAUCGUGAUUGACGGUGACAUGAAACAUACGGUGUACAUUUACAAGUGUGACAACUGCACAAUCCGUGUCAACAACAAAGUCAACUCUAUUACAAUGGAUAGCUGCAAGAAGACAGCUUUGGUGUUUGAACAAUGUCUGGGGUCCGUUGACACCAUCAACUGCCAGAGCGUACAGAUGCAGGUGACGAACAAGGUACCGAUUGUUAGCAUUGAUAAGACCGAUGGAGCUAUGCUGUAUCUCAGCGAGAACUCAUUGGAGACGCUCAUCGUGACGGCCAAGUCAUCAGAAAUGAACAUCCUCGUACCCAGAGCAGACGGAGAAUUUAACGAGUUCCCUCUACCAGAGCAGUUCAAGAGCUCGUAUGACGGCAAGAGGUUUGUCACAGAGUGCAGUGAAUCUCUGGGCUAGAUCCACAAAUCCCCCUAUUUUUACCCUCAUUUUGGUUUACCAAGACUCCAACCAUUUAUCGUCGGAGUGACAUUACGACAAUCGGCUUUCGAUCGGCGAAACUAGGGAGGUAUAAACUUUAAAGGAGUGUGGGCUAGCUACUGCUCACGCUUGAUUGGGCGGGACACACAAACGGAUGUCGUGAAUAUGCAAUGGAUGUAAGGUCAGUUUGUACUUGCUGCGGAUUUAUGCAGUUGCACUUAGGUGACGCUAACAAAUGUUGUACAAAUCUGGCACUCACAAAAUAUCCUCAUUCGCACGAGUCCGUUUUACAAUCGGACUUUAUCAUGGCAUUUAACGGCUACAGAUUGGCACUGGUGGCACUGUUAUUCGCUGAUUAUUUUCACGACUGGUAUGUAGCACCUUGUAAAGUUGUAGCACCUUGAAAAGUUUUACAAGGUGCUGUGACGCAAUUUGCAGCAACCAAACCAGCGGCGAACUUUUUCUCUUAAUAACGAUAAGUGCACUGGGCUAUUUUACGUGCAUUCACAAAACACACAGGACCUUUGGCUUUACGUACCAUCGGAAAGAUGAAGCAUUAAUGGGUAAGUGUCUUGCUCAAAGGCCACAAGUGUCAAGAUCGGGGACUCGAACCACACUCUGCUAAUCAGAAAACACCUUGGCCCAAAUUCAGAAAGCCUGUAAGCACUAAAAUCUGCCCAGCACAGGAAACUCUUACUUAGCGAACACAUGUUACAAGUUUACAUUGGUGCGACUGAUGCCCUUCUCACGGUUUGCUUAUCAAAUAAAUGUGGUAAGCAGUAUUUUCUGCUAAACAGCUUUAUGAAAUUGGCCCCAGAUGGCUCGGACCUGACACAUAUAAAUCCCCACUUUCAACGUAUUGAAAUCGCAUCAAGUACAGACUGGCCAUUACACAGUGUUUAUAAAUAUAAAGGUUAACGCUUGAAAUUGCAUGAUGUGCAUUAGCUGAAAACAUUAUAUCUUCCUUCGGGUUUAGAUUACUGAAAAGAGAUGAGUUUUAGUUCAAUUUAACAAUUUCAAAAUGAAUUUUAUAGUAGAAAAAAUAUUAUGAAAAAAACGAUUUCUUUAUUAACAUUUAUAUUACAUACUGAAGGAUGCAAAUUUUUAGGGAUACUGUUGAUAUUUCCUCAAACUGUGGAAUAAACUCCCAAUAUCUCUUCGUAAUCAACAAUCUGUCAACAAUCUGUUCAAAACUCACCUGUUCUGUUAACAAUUUCUCUGUCAAGUGCAUUUGAACAUGUAUAUGGAAAAUGCGCUAUAUAAAAACAUUAUUAAUAUUAUUAAACAAAAUUCGAACUUAUCCAUGUUCUUAAAUAACUUGAUUGAAAACAAACUGUUUGCACUCGGUCCUUUGUGCCUUCGUAAUGUCAUUUAAAAAUAUUUUGUGCAUGGUUUUGAAAAGCAUUAAAACCCUAGGCAUCUGGAGACAGAGUUUAUUUAGUCGCCGAGUUUUAGUAGGCCGAGGGUAAAUUUUAUUUUAAAAAUAACCAUAAUAAGUUGCCAUUUAUAGAGCGCCUUUGCCAUAGGAUACAAUGCGCUUUUACGUCACCAACACAGAUUAAAUCAAAGUGAAGUUUGUGAAAGUGUCUGAAAAAUACCCACACCUAGUCAUGUUUAAACAGUAUGCACUGAAACGAAACAUGCGCUGCAGUUGACUGGUCCUUACCAUUUUUGAAGCAAGGACUCACGAAGAGGCUCCUUGCGUAUGUGCCCCGUAUUCAUGUAUGGGUUGAUAUGACUGGCUGCCUCAGGCGCCCUCGCAUGCCUGCUUCUCGAACACGUUGCAGUCACGUCCUUCGCAGUUCAGAUGCAAGUAUGGACGAUUAGCCUCCCUAAUCAUUGUUAUUACUACUAAUUUACAUGUAUAAGAAAUUGUCUUAAACAAAUGGUCAGUAAAGGUUUGCUUGUUGAGGAAUGGCUAAAUACUUAAGGCUUUGCGUCGUACCAACAUCUGAUAAAGAACUAUAGUAUAGACAAUGUGACCUACAUGUAUGUUUACAUUCAAACCGCCCUAUGUUGAAAAAAAACACUGUAUACGUCAUGUUUCGCCGGGCAAAAUGACGCGUAUUCAUGGUAAGAUUGCAUACACUUUCUAGCUGGCUGCCAAACACAGGUUUUUCCCGGCGGUCUGCGCGCGAAUCAUGUUAUGGUUUUUGUGUGACAUCAGAGAUCACAUCGUCUAUACACUAACGUAUGUAUGUAUUGAUGAAUUCAUCAGCUCAGAACUAGACAGUCAUUACAUUGUAUGGAUUUCAUAAAAUUGCUUUUGCCUAAUUUGGAGCUCCUGGUUAAUGGAAGGAAUAGAUCAAAGUAAUUGUUUGGCAAACAGAAACAUCUUCCUUUUUUUCAUAAACAUUUUAAUGUGUGGAUUUUGUUUUUCUUCUUUAAACUUCUAUGCAUUUUUCAUGUGAGGCCCUUUUGAGCAUUACUGAGUACUACUGAAUACAAGUGGUGGGAAGCGUGUUAGUCAGGUAAUUGCAAAGCGGAAAAUAAUUUGUAGCACUUUAAUGACUAACUUGAAUCAAAUAAAUAUCCGCAUGAGCUUUCGUAGAAGCAAUUACAUGUACUUGCAUCUGAUGAGGUAGUUGGAGCUACAAAUGAGAGCUCAUGGUUUAAAAUGUGCAAAUCGUUUUUUGGAAUUUCACUGAAUGUUUUUGUAUAGUUAACAAGUUUACACUGGAAGGGUCUAAAAUCCAUUGACAUUUUCAACAUUUUAAUGUGAGGUUUUGAGACUUGUAAUUUUGUCCCUAUUUACAACAUCUCUAUUCUAUUGGAAAAUUACUCCAUUAUAGAACCAAAUUCAACCUUGAAGACCCCUCUUUUGCUUUGAAAGGGUAUACAAUUCAGUAAACCUAUUUUGGUACCAUUCAAACAAGAAGUUGGGGAUUUUAUGAUUUUCUCCCUAUUUUCAUAUGGAUUCUAUAUAAUGUGGGGUAUUUUUUUUUCAAUGUAAAAACUUGUGAGUCACCAGCAGUAUCGAUCAUUUAUGCUUUAACCAAAGCUGAUUAAUUUUGUAAAAGCAAUAUUUAAAUCUACCUUUACACAUAGUUUUGUUGGCUAUCAGUUGGUAAUGCAGAUGCAUUGUUAUCUCGAUUUCGAUAAAAAUGAUAUUCUUUUAGAUAUUAAAUAAUAAAAAAAGUACACAAGUUACACAACAAAAUUGAA
Messenger RNA from Asterias rubens (European starfish), 5292 nucleotides. RefSeq names its product adenylyl cyclase-associated protein 1-like. Gene Ontology annotation, cellular component: cytoplasm. Gene Ontology annotation, biological process: cytoskeleton organization; cell morphogenesis; regulation of adenylate cyclase activity. Gene Ontology annotation, molecular function: actin binding; adenylate cyclase binding. The coding region runs from base 67 to 2106 and encodes 679 amino acids. Lineage: Eukaryota; Metazoa; Echinodermata; Asteroidea; Forcipulatida; Asteriidae. The record is from RefSeq and is a predicted model, not a curated record. The transcript is spliced from 19 exons.